AUGAACGGAUCGGAGCAAGAUGGUUUCUUUGCUAAGAGGAGACGUAUUGACCCGUAUGGAUAUAGUGAAGAGGAGGAUGAUACAGACUCUGGAAGUAAUAUGAAAGAUGUGCCGCCAGUGGAGGAAGAUAGUGCGAUGACUAAGAAGUACGGGAUUGGUGCCAAAUUGUUGUCAAAGAUGGGGUACACGAUGGGGAAGGGUCUUGGGAAAGAUGGACGUGGUAUUUCAGAGCCUAUAAAGGCAGAACAAAGACCAGCAGGACACGCAGGUUUGGGAAUGUUAUCCCAAAAAAGUUAUGUCAAUGAUGCAAAUGAUAUUCGAGAAUUACAAUAUGAAAGCUCAUCAGAUGAUGAAGUGAGAGAGUUAGGGGUUGGUAUUGUAUCAUUUAAUAAAAGGGGAACUGAAGUUUUGAGUGUUCAAGAAGAGAAUAUCGAUUUGAUUAGAAAACUACGAACGUUAAAAAUUGAGAAUAACUUGGAGAUACCAAUUAAUGUAACAAGUACCCUUAAUUCUGGGAGUAAGAUACCCCCUUCCAAGAAAUCUGCAUUGGAAGAUACUGUGAAUGAAUUAUUGGAAUUGCAAAUAAACUUACAGGCAAUUAGUGGACGUCUGAAACCGUUAGAAAAUCACUUAUCGGAACUGAAUAUUAUGCAAAAAUCUUUACAAGAGUUGAGCCAGAUGUGGGAGGAUAAGACGCAAUGGAGGAAGAACCAGAAGCAAAUAAUCACAGAUGUUUUAAAAAUACCAGAGGAUGAUCUUGUUGACAAGCUAGUCUCAGAUAUAAUACUUAUCAAUUUCCCUGAAGAUUUUGCAAAUCGACUUGAAAAUAAUCUUCCCGUUGACCACGAAACGACAUCGAACUCUUUGACGUCCCUCAUUGAUUUACUCCAAUAUCGAAUGGAUACGGAUCGAGAUCGUUUAAACAGAACGCAGACUAUUAUUUACAAGAAAAUAUUUCUUCCGAUGGAACACUAUUGGAAAUCCUUUACACCCACGAAUGAAACAGCUGUGAAACAGGUGCUAGUGUUGCUUCUCUAUUAUGAACCGAUCUGGAAGUUUAUUGGUUGCCAAGAUUAUAUUUUAGAAGUAUACAUCAAUAGCCAACUAGAAGUAGCAAUGGAAGAAUGGCAAAUUGGAGUUUCGGAAAUAUCUCCAAGGUUAUGGUACUUUGAUUUUAUGGUUCUCUUAGAUGAAAAAAUACAGAGAAAAUUAAAAGAUAUCAUGGAAAAGAAGUGGGAAACCUAUUGCGUGUCUUGGAAAGGUAGAACAUCUCCCUUAAUAGAUGAGGCAGAUUUAAUAUUUAUUCAUGAAAUUCUUGGUGAUGAAAAGUUUUAUGGCGUUAGCAGAGAAUGGUUUUUGUUUAAGUAUGUGGAUGAUGUUUGGUAUAAGCAUUUUGAACCUGAACUUGAAUUGGAAAUAUGGGGUGAUAUAAAAAGACAUGGAGAAUUUGCUGAGGAGGAAAAUGACGCUGACACUACGUAUGCCAUGAGCCUAUUAAUAAAAUACCAUUAUGCAUUUCAUCCUGAUGACUUCCGAAUAAUAGUUACUUGCACAUUCAAUGAGAUCAAUAAAAUUCUUUAUCAAUGGAUGUUGUAUGGAAAACAAGAGAGUAAAAGGAACGCUAUAGAAUGGUUCGAGUGGUUAAUUCAGAAACUAUUUAUUUGUGGUCAUAAUCAAAAGAACAUUAUAUCUCACGAAAUCGAAAAAUCUAGAGAAUUUUUAUCAGAGGCCAUAGAUGAAGAUAUUUUGAUUCCCGUUCAUGAUGAAAGUCUUGAGUUGGACGAGUUACUCAAGGAAAAGAUGAAUGAAACUGACGGGAAGACCCAAGAUAUAACUGAACUUGAUAGGGAACCCGAAUAUACCAUUCAAAACAUUCCUCUUCGAAAGGUCACUGUAACUUUUAAAGAAGUUGUAGAUGAUUACUGCCAAAGUCAUGGUUUAAUAUUACAGAAGAGCGCCAAUCGGUUUACUAUGUUACCUUAUGGGAAGGAUAUGAACUCGUUGGUGCCUAUCUUUGAUGUGAAAGGGUCCAACGGCCAAAAAAUGAAGCAUAUAGCAUUAAAGGAUGAUAUAUUAUGGAUUGAAAAUGAUAAUAAUCAUGAGUUUAUUCCGUCUUAUCUGUGGCAGCUCUAA
Messenger RNA from Naumovozyma castellii, 2133 nucleotides. It is a transcript of the gene SPP382, whose product is annotated as mRNA splicing protein SPP382. Lineage: Eukaryota; Fungi; Ascomycota; Saccharomycetes; Saccharomycetales; Saccharomycetaceae. The coding region runs from base 1 to 2133 and encodes 710 amino acids. The record is from RefSeq and is a predicted model, not a curated record. The transcript has a single exon.